AAUGAGAGCGCCUCUGACCCUUGGUGUCCUCCCACAGGGUCGCUGCGCCUGGAGGAGCCCCGACGGCCGCCCCGGGUGUACGCGGCGGCGCCCUCGGGGGUGGCGGUGACGGUGGUGAGGGCGGUGGACGACGCCCACACCCCGCCCACGCCCGCCCCACAGCCUCGCUACUUCCUCUACCAGUCCCCACAGACAGACUACAACUUCUUCACCAUCCACGAACACGGCGGCAACAUCACCACGGCCAGGUACCUGGAGAAGGCCGCCGGGGAGGAGUACCACAUCAUUGUGGUGGCGCUGCUGGCGGGGAAGGCGAUCAACAAGGAGCUGACAGUGACUGUCACCAAAUACAACCAACACGCCCCCAGGCUCGCCCUCCAGCACUACAGCGUGGAGGUGUUGACGUGGGCGGAGGCCGGAACAACGCUGGUGACUGUGGAGGCCGCCGACGACGACCAGCUUCAGUACAACCGUCACCUCCACUUCUUCCAGGCCGACCCUCACACACCCUUCCACCUCGACCCCUUCCUCGACCCCCCUGCGUGGUCCCCGGUGCUGGUGGAGGCGGAGAGUGGGCGUGUGUGUGUGGGCAGGACGCUCCACCUCCACGCCUCUCCUCUGCGUCUCCUGGUGGGCGCCGUCGACGGUGGCUCCCCGCAGCGCUACGCCCUCGCCAACCUCACCGUCUACAUCAGGAACAUGUCAGCCCCGCUUGAUGUGGAGGUGAGCAACACCAGCGACUCCACCAUGACGGUGUGCUGGUCACCCCCUGCACACGGCCUCCCUCAGGGCUACCUCCUCACCUACACACCUGCCCUGGCUCAUCAAAGCUACAGCAAGGGUUCCCUCAACCACACCAUGGCACAGCUCCAGUCUAAGAUGCAGGUGAUUGGUAGCAAUGGCAGCUUGGAUGAGGAGCAGACAGCCAGAAGUGGGGUAGAGAUGAAGCGGUACUGUGCUAUAGUGGACGGCCUGGUCAGGUGGACGGAGUACCUGGUGGGCGUGAGAGCAUGGUCGGGCGACCAGGUUUCCAUGGCUGCCACACCCAUCCUUGCCACCACAAGAAGUGACUACUGUGCAGAGGGUGUGUGUGGGGUGAGUAACUGUACACUGCAGAAAGUUGCACCCGGAUACUCCUGCGACUGUCACCUUGGCUAUUAUGGGCACGACUGCCAGCACCACAACCCCUGUCUUUCUCACAAUCCAUGCCAGCAUUUUGGAAAGUGUCAGAAUGCCUCAGAUGGGACGUACACUUGUGAAUGUCUACGAAGUUUUUAUGGCCCUAACUGCAGCCAGAUUGAUCCCUGUGCUGCUAUUUCAUCCAAUCCUUGCAGCAAUGGAGGUACAUGCAUCAGGUCCCAGGUCCCUCAGUAUGUUGUCCGCCAUGAAAGUGGAAAGUACAGAUGCCUUUGUCCAGGAGGAUUUUAUGGUGUGACUUGUGAAAAGCAGAACCCUUGCUUCUCCAGUCCUUGUCAGCAUGCUGGGUCCUGUAUCAACCUCACCGACACACACUUUAUAUGUCGUUGUGCUCCAGGAUACACAGGAGUUGAGUGUGAAGAGAAUAUUGAUGACUGUGGCAGCUCACCGUGUGUUAAUGGUGCUACGUGUGUUGAUGGUGUGGCAGCAUUCACUUGCUCCUGCACCCCUGGCUAUACAGGCAAGCUGUGUCAAGCAGAGAUUGAUGAGUGUGCUUCCAACCCAUGUGUGAGAGGACAGUGUACAGACCACAUCAAUGAUUUCCAUUGCAAAUGCCCGAAGGGCUGGAGUGGAAAGAUAUGCAAUGAAGACUUGGACGAGUGUGCCUCUUCUCCAUGCUUCAAUGGUGCCACAUGUAACGAUGGGAUGGCAUCUUUCUAUUGUGACUGUGACCAUGGAUACAGUGGCGAAAAAUGUGAAAUUCCAGAGUCCUGCCCUGCCCAGAACACCACCCACGAAACUGGAGAGUUUCAGUGGCCUGCAACUCGACAUGGAGAAUCAGUCACUGUAACCUGUCCCUUUGGAAAUCGAACUUCUGCCAGUGAAAAUAUUAGCUCAAAGAUCUCUUCACUUGUUGGGGCUUCAAGUACGUCUGCCAUUACUGAUGAUUAUUUAACUACAAGCAUUAAUAUAAACAAUAAGUCUCUUGAAUAUGAGAAUGGAUCAGUUGUACAUUCUACCUCACUUCCCCCAUCACCAGAAUUUACAACUCGUGCUGCAUGGGAUGACAGGAAUUUUCAUAUUAACAGACAAAUUCGCAAUUUAGAAUUUAAUGAAAGUUCCCAAACGUUCAAUCCUAUCACGGUCUUGUCACAGGUUAAUAACGAAUCGGCACGCAGACGUGCAGUAGCAGCAAACCUACGUGGAUCACAUCCAAAACAGCUGAGAAGAUUGCAACCAAGAGGAGAUUCUGAGAGAGCUGACCAAACUAAAAGAGUCACAGAACGACAGGCUGAAGGAGAGCAGGAGCCCCAGUCAAAUGUUCAAGAUGGAUCAGAAAGAAGACAAAUACAAUACAGAGGAUCUGGUAUAAGAAGACUCAGAGUUCCAAAGCAAACAAGCAUUGAAGAACUACCAUUGGAACAACAAACACAAAUUGGAGAUGAAAAUGUGAAUGGGAGCAAUAACCAGGAGCCCGAGACCACAACUCCAUCCUCAGUGAGGCAGUGCCAUCUAUUAGGAGCAGUUCGUUCAUGUGUGCUGCUGCCCAAUGGCACAGCAGUCUGGAGUGAACCGGAUAUUUGCAUGUGUCGAGGAAGGGCAAUGCAGGAAGCCGAAGAUGCUGCUAAAAAUGUAUCAAUCCUCACUGCCUCUCCUGCAUCAGUUAAUUCUAAGAUGUUCACCGAUGCUGCUAAUCAGCUGGCAAUACUUGUGAAACAUGCACUUCAAGAUCCUGAAAUGGCAAGAAGCAUGGUGUCAGCUCUCAGUAACAUGAUGGAUGUCAACGACUCUGUGAUAGCAGCAGGGGAUAAGAAAAAUAAUGUUACAAGCCAACUUGUUAAAACCAUCAAUACUUUUACAGAAAAUGUAGCUGUAGAAAUUGGAAAACCAGUACAUGUCAGAUCCAAUAAUCUGGUGUUGGAAGCAAGGAUGUUGGAGUCAUCAGCUUCUGGGGUAAUGUUCAGUCCUGAACUUGAAAUGAGAGAUGGCAUCAGUGAUGGCACCACCCGAAGUAGAAGACGACGUAAUAAGAAUUCAUCGAACCCAUCUCUAAAUAAUGAAUCAUUUCUGAAACUACCUCCACAAGUACUCAAAAUGUCAGGAAAGAAACAUGUUAGAUUAGAAUUUGUCUCGUACUCCAAUGACAAGUUUUUUCGAGGCCAGCGUGCCCUGGGGAUGCCCGUUAUCACAGCCAAAGUCACCAACACAGUGAUAAGCAACCUCUCUGAACCCAUUGUAUACCACAUUCCAACUGAAGCUGAUGAGGCUUUUCGUCCUGUGUGUGUUUUUUGGGAUGAACUUGCCCAUGACUGGUCGAAGGACGGCAUGAGGACGGUGAUAGAAGAAGGGACAACAACUUGUGAGGCGAUGCACUUGACUGCCUUUUCAAUACUGUUGGAUCCCUUGCCAUCAUCGUUCGGUGUACAUGCACAAGCCCUCUCGGUCAUAACCUAUGUUGGACUUGCACUCAGCACAGCAGGACUUACUGCCACUGUUGCAACCUAUGCAAUAUUCAGGACCCUCAACCGUGACCGAAGUGGUAAAAUUGUGAUGAAUUUGUCUUUGGCUCUUCUGCUGCUCAAUUCGGUGUUUAUAAUUGCUGCCCAGUUAGAGCCCCCUUCUGUUGCCUGUACUGUACUAGCAGCAGCUCUUCACUACCUUGUGGUGGCUGCAUUUGCCUGGAUGUUGGUCGAGGCAGCUAACAUGUAUCAGCUUCUCAUUACUGUGUUUGCUUCAGCUGAGACUCACUUCAUGGCUAAGAGGGUUACUGCAGCAUGGGGUUUUCCUGUUGUCGCUGUCAUAGCAGCCGUCAUCGCAGAUGCAGAUGUUUACGGUGAUAAGGAGCAUGGAUUUUGUGUUAUUAGUCCUAUCCCCAAUCCUGCUGUUUAUUACUCAACUUAUAUGGGCCCCAUCUGUUGUGUGCUUCUGAUGAACUGUAUUGUGUUUGUGAUGGUGACCCGUGUCCUAUGUCAGCGAAGGCCUCAUUCUCACAAGCCAAGGUCUCCCACAUAUACACCAGCUAAGGAGUUGCCCAUCACACUUGCUCAGGUUCGUGGAGCUGUGACUGUAGUUGCACUACUUGGUGUAACUUGGGUCGCAGGAGCAGUUAGCAUUGGAUGGGCACGCCUUGCAUUUCAGUAUGUAUUCUGUCUCACUACACCACUGCAGGGAUUGAUUAUCUUUAUUGUACGUGUCGCUCAGCACCCAGAGGCUCGAGCAGCGUGGAUUGCUCUCUUUACAACAGGAACCCUAAGACGCCGUCCUCCAACACAAUCAACUCAUUCUUCUGCCCAUACCCAUUCAACCACCUCAUCUGCCCUUACUCCUCCACGUAAUAAUCAUUCUUCAGUACGCACUGUGUCCACCAGAGUUUCACUCAGAACUUCCAUUAAACCCUCAGCGUCUGUCAAAAGAAAUGGUUCUGCUAAACAUAGUAGCAAUAAGAAUGGAAGUAUUCACAGGUAUACAUCCAGUUCUGGGGGAACAGAAUCAACACAUUAUAGUAUGAGCACAAUAUUUUCUCGUCUUGUUAAUCGCUUCGCUAACAACAGCAUAGAGAAUCAUAAAUCUAAAAUUCAGGAAGAUAAAACAUAUAGUUCUCCUUGCACUGCUAAACCAGUUCCUGCAGCUGUGAACGAGCCAGAUUAUCUUCCUCUUUCACACCACAAGUCAUUUUUUAGUGAAACGUUAGAACAAAAAACACAUUACCACAGCAACAAGAAUGAGUCUUUGUACCGUCCACAGUCACUGGUGGUAUUACAAGCAGACAGCCAUGGAGGUGUUUCAGCCAAUAAUUCAUCAUUGUUUUCCAAAGAUAGUAUAAGCUGUCAAUUUCCAGCUUUUCUCCCAAAUAAUACACUCUCAAAAGAACUACUAGAGGCAGGAAUUCCACCAUCCAUGGUACCACGAAGAUCUCUAGGCUCUUUAACACUACUUACAGCUGCUAAAGAAGGUGACGACUCUUCUUGGCAUUUUGUUCGACCACCACCUGAUGGCCGCAGUGAUCCAGUGAAUGUUGAGAAAAUUGUUCAAGAAACAGAUAACCGAAUUAUCCCUCAAAAAGAAAUAGAAGAUAGAGGUAAUAUUAAUUCAGCACGUCAGCCAAUUAGAGCAGAGGAACCACUAAAGAGUGAUGGUUGUGUUGUUCUCUCUGGGCAUCGUGUGGCAACAAGUCACUCAGUCGUGCUGUCAGGGCAACGUAAUAGUGUAUUUUCACCUACAGUUCUAACUAGAGCCAACAGUGAGUUACAAAUGAGUUCUCCUCACAUAAAUCCUAAUGAGUUACGUCGUUCUGCGUCAGUGUACACAUUAGGGGAGUGGGAGGAUCCAAGAUCAUCAUUGGCUUAAAAUAAAAUGCAUUUAAUACCAAAUAUAUUCCAAGUGCAGUUAGUUAAUCAACACAGUGAAAAGUGGUUUAAAAACAGAUAAACAGAGACAAUAAAUUUAUAAUGAAUUUAAUUUCACCAGAGAAAAAAUGCACAGUUCACUGAUAUUUAUAUACUGUAGUACUUGUGUGAGCUAAAUAAGUGUCGUCACAUGACUUGAAACUGUUGUGUGCUUCGUAGUUUACAACAAAACUAUUUCUACAGUAUUUUCUGUUAAAUAUUAGUGCAUACAUAUUAUGGCUGUUACAAGGAAAUGUGAUCAAUAGUGUGAGCUUCUGUGCAUGUUCUCUUAAUGAAAAGGUCCUGGCAUCUUUCCUUGUUUAUCUCUAAAUAGACUCUCAAGUGGAUUUAAAGACUGGCGUCCGGUGACUUUAACAUUCUAGUUUCAUAAUAUAAUGUACAGUAAUAAUUUAUUGAAUGGUAGUACAUAAUUAAACAAUAGCCUGGUUCACAAAUAAUUACAAACUUUGCAUUUUUUCUGGGGAGCCCUGUCGGCUCCCUAAAGCUAUUCAGACUGAUAUGUGCUAUAUUAGUUUGGGGACAUCAGUUAUGGGAGUUCUGCCUACCGGGGACCACGAGCCAGAAUCUGGCUCCCUUCAGAGAGGUGCAGGGAGCAAUGGCCAUAUGACCACUCUACAUUUAGAGUAAUGUCAAGUUUGCCAUCGACCGGAGUAUACCCUCAGAAAGGUAAACGUAACAAUACAAACCACCUACUGGUGACAAUUGCAACCCACAUCUGAACAGAGCCAAAGAACUUCACCCCAAAAAGAUAAACACGCAAAUCAUCAUUUAACUAGCACACCUGCUCGUUAGUGCCCACCCAGGGAAGGUGGAGCCUGCUCAGGUGAGCCAGCAGCUCAACCCUUGAGUUCUUGACUGAUGUGCACUGGGGGGCACACGUUACCUCUGGCCUCGCUUUCUUGUCUCGAUAUUUGCCCUGUGUGGAUGUGCCAGUUGUGUGGUAGCCAGGUGUUCUUCUGUACACAGAACUGCACGUGUCUAGGACUAGCUUCCCAAGAUGCCCUGUAAGUACUACCCUUGCGUGUUCAGGGUUAUCUUCCCUGGGACAUUCGGGACUCACUUGCAUUGAGGUCUCGGUUGCUUGGUGUUGGCCUCGUCCUUGGCGUUGGGUGGGGGUCUUUGGUUUCCGUCUUGCCCUGGGUAGGGAGCGUUUGUUGCCAGAUGCACUGUGGUCAGCGCAGCCUGCACACACGUGGCGGCCGUAGUCUUUCUUUGGCUUCCAGUUUGUUUGUGGGAUUUCGGGGGUUUUGCUUUUAUUUCUUGGUCUUUCUCCUUGAGAAGGUUUGCCUUUCCCUGGUUCCCUGUUCCAGGGCUCAUGUCUCUCAGGUUGUCCGCAGGGUUCUUUAGUAUACCCAGCCUGCGGUCUACCCUCGUGCCCAUGAUGUAAGGAAUUAUGCUGCUCUCGCUGCUGUAUUUGGCAAUAUGUUUUGGGUUGACACUCGGGCACGGAGGUUUUGGAAAUCGAACUAAUUACGUUGUCUCCAGACUAAUUACGAGAUACGAGCUAGAAGGUGUUGAGACUAUGAAGUCAGACUGCAAAAGGGAUCUGGGAGUUAUGAUUAGUAAGAAUUUAAAACAAAAAAAUUAAUGCAUAAAUGUCCAUAAUAAGGCAAAUAAAACACUGGGAUUUAUUUAUUGAAGCAUUAGUAAUAAGACAC
Procambarus clarkii (red swamp crayfish) is the source of this 7201-nucleotide messenger RNA. The record is from RefSeq and is a predicted model, not a curated record. NCBI's taxonomy places the organism in Eukaryota, Metazoa, Arthropoda, Malacostraca, Decapoda, Cambaridae.